AUGGCAUAUCUCCUACUUUAUUUGGACGACAUUGUCCUCACCGCAUCAUCUACCUCGCUGCUCCAAGUGCUCAUCAACCAGCUACACUCUGCCUUUGCCAUGAAGGACCUCGGGCCACUUCAUUUUUUCCUUGGCAUUCAAGUGUGUCACACAGAUGUUGGGUUCUUCCUAUCACAAGAACAGUAUGCAGAGGCGAUCCUUGACCAUGCUGGCAUGUCUCACUACAAGCCUGCGUCGACACCAGUCGACACAAAACCAAAGGUCUCAGCCUCCAUGGGUAAGCUCGCCACUAAUGCUUCGUUCUUCCGCAGCAUCGUCGGCGCGCUCCAAUACCUCACGCUGACGCGACCAGACCUUGCAUACGUGGUGCAUCAGGUUUGUCUUCAUAUGCAUGUGCCACGUGAUGUGCAUUGGACUCUCAUGAAGCGUAUCCCGCGCUACCUUCGUGGCACAAUGGAACAUGGGCUUUAA
Molecule: messenger RNA, 471 nt
Organism: Phragmites australis (common reed)
Lineage: Eukaryota; Viridiplantae; Streptophyta; Magnoliopsida; Poales; Poaceae
Exons: 1
Coding region: 1-471 (156 amino acids)
Source: RefSeq, a predicted model, not a curated record